AUAGCCCAAAGUACUCCGCACAAAAAAGGAUCUCCGCACAAAAAAAAAGUUUUGAAAUGGCUGAAAAAGUGGCGACGAGCGCUAGCACCCCUACACACCUCUAUAAAGCACGGAGGACCGCAGCGCAGCCCACCCGGUAGUACUAGUACCAGUCCGUCCACUGCAACCAACCGAACGCCUUGACCCCUGCGCCAGGAACCCACAGCCUUUCUCUUCCCUCCCCGCCGCCGCCGCCCCCAGCGCCAUGAAGCGCCUCUUCAGACGGCUCUCCCGCGUCGCCGCGGCCGACUCCUCCUCCGCCGCUGCCGCCACGGCGUACCGGCAGCUCCGCUCCGCCCCUAAGCAGCCCUCGGCGGCCGGCGGCGGCAAGGUGCCGCAGGGGCACGUGCCGGUGUGCGUCGGCGAGGAGGGCGGGCCCGUGGAGCGUUUCGCGGUGCGCGCGGACCUGCUGGGACGUCCGGCCUUCGCGGCGCUGCUCCUCCGCGCCGCCCAGGAGUACGGGUACGGCCACCCCGGCGCGCUCCGCAUCCCCUGCCCCGUCGCCGACUUCCGCCGCCUCCUCGUCCGCCUCUCCGACGACCCCUACGCCGCCGACUGCUAGGCGCCUUCCUCGGCCCGCCGCUGGAGAACUCUGCCCCUUCAUUCGCCCCCCACCACUUCUGACGGAUUUACCCCCGGGGGCACCGGGCAGACCUGCAAUGUACAUACGGCGGCAGGCCCAAGGAGAGUCGCCGGAGCCAGGGUUAGGAUAGGGAUCUCCUAGCUUCGUAGUAACUUUUUUUUACUUACUGCUGAGCAUGAGCUGAAUGGGAAGAACUUGCGGGUGUUCCUUUUUCACCCCCUCUAGUUCUAGGGAUUUCAGCGUGUGUGUGCGUGCGUGCGUGUGUCUGAGGCAGAGAGAGAGGUAGCAGUAUGCGUUCGUGCUAGGGAUUUUGAGGUAUUCGGUGUUGUUAACCAUAUCAGAUCCUGAGGCUUUCAUGCCAUAUUUUUACUGAGCUAGUAAUAUCUUUUAGCACUACA
Hordeum vulgare subsp. vulgare (domesticated barley) is the source of this 1020-nucleotide messenger RNA. Its product is annotated as auxin-responsive protein SAUR71-like. The record is from RefSeq and is a predicted model, not a curated record. Gene Ontology annotation, biological process: response to auxin. The transcript has a single exon. Bases 245 to 601 code for a protein of 118 amino acids. NCBI's taxonomy places the organism in Eukaryota, Viridiplantae, Streptophyta, Magnoliopsida, Poales, Poaceae.